UUGCUUUUGAUAGUAUGUUAAUACAAACUGUCUUUUUAUCCAGACAGCUAUUUUUACAUGAGCAUGGCGAUGACUGAUAACGACACAUCAUCCCACAAUAACUCCCACAAUAACUACAUUCCUCAUUAUCUUCUAAAGGAUGACCCAUUUGCCUCCAAGCUAUCGAGAGGAGCUGAUGUUGCAGCUGCUUUCUACGUCAUUAUUAUAGGGAUCUUGUCAGCUGUUGGGAAUGGUUAUGUCAUUGUCAUGUCCUGGAAACGGAAGACAAAGUUAAAGCCUCCAGAGCUCCUGACAAUUAAUUUAGCUGCCUUUGAUUUAGGGAUUACAGUUGCAGGCAAACCAUUCUUUACAGUGUCCUGUUUUGCACAUCGCUGGAUGUUCGGAUGGGCUGGUUGCCGAUGGUACGGGUGGGCAGGGUUUUUCUUUGGCUGUGGAAGCUUAAUUACGAUGACAGCAAUCAGUCUGGAGAGAUACUUCAAAAUCUGCCACUUAACAUAUGGGACCUGGUUUACAAGGCAACAUGCUUUUGCCUGCUUGGGGUUCAUCUGGUUCUAUGCAGGAUUUUGGGCCACCAUGCCUAUGGCAGGAUGGGGAAACUACGCUCCUGAACCCUUUGGCACAUCUUGCACUUUGGACUGGUGGCUUGCACAAGCAUCAGUGGCUGGGCAGAGCUUUGUGUUGUGCAUGCUGUUCUUCUGUCUCAUAUUUCCUACAGCAGCAAUUGUGUUUUCAUAUGCACAAAUCAUUAAGAAAGUCAAAGCAUCUGCACAGGAGGUUGCCCACUUUGACACCAGAAAUCAGAACAGCCAUGUUCUGGAAAUGAAACUAACCAAGGUGGCAAUGUUGAUAUGUGCAGGAUUCCUGGUAGCCUGGAUCCCCUAUGCUGUUGUGUCAGUGUGGUCUGCCUUUGGGCAGCCUGACUCUGUUCCUAUCCCGGUGUCUGUGGUGCCCACCCUGCUGGCUAAAUCAGCAGCUAUGUACAACCCUAUGAUAUACCAAGUUAUUGAUUGCAAAAAUGAUUGUGCUAAAACAAGCUGUUUCGGAGCCUUCAAAAAAAGGAGAUUGUACAGGUCCAGGUUUUAUUCAACAACUGCAACAGGUAAAGGCGCCCCAGCUAUAGAAACCCGCAUAGAGAUAGAAAAACCUGAGUAAUGGAUUGUGUUUGCUGAAGAAGGUUGCUAUGUGCUUGUGCUCCUGAUCUGAAGUUAUAUUGGAUGUAUUACACAACAUUGUAAACAUGAACAGCAGCUGUUAUGUGUAUUCCCUGCUUUCUGCUGAUAUUCCAUGGCUCUCAGAACAAUACAUGGCAUUGUUUCGUAUCUGUAAACCAUCUUAAA
Messenger RNA from Polyodon spathula (Mississippi paddlefish), 1337 nucleotides. Its product is annotated as opsin-5-like. Gene Ontology annotation, biological process: G protein-coupled receptor signaling pathway; visual perception. The record is from RefSeq and is a predicted model, not a curated record. NCBI's taxonomy places the organism in Eukaryota, Metazoa, Chordata, Actinopteri, Acipenseriformes, Polyodontidae. Gene Ontology annotation, cellular component: membrane. Gene Ontology annotation, molecular function: G protein-coupled receptor activity. The coding region runs from base 58 to 1152 and encodes 364 amino acids. The transcript has 6 exons.